Solanum tuberosum (potato) is the source of this 2305-nucleotide messenger RNA. Its product is annotated as B3 domain-containing protein Os01g0723500-like. The transcript is spliced from 7 exons. Bases 692 to 2014 code for a protein of 440 amino acids. Gene Ontology annotation, molecular function: DNA binding. The record is from RefSeq and is a predicted model, not a curated record. NCBI's taxonomy places the organism in Eukaryota, Viridiplantae, Streptophyta, Magnoliopsida, Solanales, Solanaceae.
ACUCCACCCCACCAGCUCGCUCGGGUCACAUUGCUCUGUGCAGAAAUUGUUAAUUUUCAUCUGAAACUUUCUUCUUUACGAGUCAAUUACUUUCCAUUUUUUUUCAACAUUUGCUUUCUGAAUUUUGAUUGCUGUGUGUUUGAUUACUUGCUUAAUUUCACAUCCCCAGAUUCUAAGAAAAUGGGGUUGAAGGAAUUUUGUGGGGUUCUUUAGGGUUUUAGCGUCAAAAUUUAGGUGAAAAAGAGAGGAAAUAGAGAUGUUGGAUUCAAGAAGGCCUCAUUUUCUUGUGGGUUUCAACCCUUCCAUGAAUUCUGAAAAAUUGAAAAUUCCAUCAAAAUUCAUUAAAGAAAUGGAAGGAAGAGUUUCCGGAACAACAGUUUUGGUGGGUCCCAGUGGAAAUGCUUGGCCUGUGGACUUAAUACAGCAAGAUGAUGGUUUAUUCUUCCACAAUGGAUGGGUUUCAUUUGUUAAAGAUCACUGCCUUGAAACAGGGGAUUCUUUGGUUUUCAGAUAUGAUGGUGAUUUGCAUUUCACUGUGCAAGUAUUUGACGAGAGUUCAUGUGAGAAGGAGGCUGCUUAUAACGCUGACUGCAGUUAAGGAGCAACUGACUUGUACAAUCUUGCUCUGAAAAAAAGAGACCGAGGGAACUCCGUUUUAUUAGAUUGCAUUGUUGAAGGUGUACCGAAGAAAAUGAGAAGCACUGAGAUCCCUUCCGAAUGCACAAGUAGCCAGGAUACCCAUGGUCUUGCAUCUAGUAAGGAUGGGUACACUCCAGAAGAUGCAGUUUGCUCAUAUGCAGGAAGAAAUUAUGCUGCUAGUUUUCUGGAUGAAAUGGAGAAUGCUGGAGAUGCAUUAAACAGUAAAGUUACCAUUGCUGUGCCAGCUCAAGCAAAGAUAAUCUUUAGCAAUCCAGCAAAGAUGAAAAUAGGCAAUGCUUCCUCCGAGAAAGAUAUGUGGUUGCCUACACAGGAAGCAGAAAAGGUUGCCCGUUUGUUUACCUCAAGUUUCCCCAGCUUUACUAAAGUUAUGAAGAGGUUCAACAUCAGUGGCUCAUACACUCUGCACAUCCCUUACCAAUUUGCCACGGAACACCUUCCCAACUGCAAGGUGAAGAUUUUACUUCAUAAUUUAAAAGGGAAAACUUGGACUGUGAAUUCAAUCCCGACUACAAGAGUACAAACAUCACAUACCUUUUGCGGAGGGUGGUUAUCCUUUGUUCGCGACAAUAACAUUGAUUUGGGAGAUACCUGCAUCUUUGAGCUUGUCCGCAAGUGUGAAUUACGUGUGCGUGUUCUUAGGGUGGAAAAGGAAGGAAGUGAUUACAGUAGUAAGGUAGUUGAUGAAGGACUAGUUACUGAUUAUGCAAAAAAUUCUGGAUGUAAGUCCAGGAAAGUGGGAUCAAAUUCUAAUCAAGCGAAGGUUAUGACAUACGAUAAAAAAGGAUGUGCUCCUGACAAAGAGAAACAUGGUAAUAUGUUGAAGAAUCAUCAGCUCCAUUCUCAGUCAAAGAUUAGCAGUGGAGAUUCAGCAAUCAGGAAACCUACUAGUUCUCAAGAUAAACAGGGUUCUUUCACCAAGAGCUGUAUGUCCAUGAAAUCAGUACCUGAAGAGAAAUUGGCUGCUGAAUCUUUCAUUUCCAAUUUCCCUCAUUUCGUGCGACUCAUGAAAAAAUUCAACAUUAGUGGCUCUUACACCUUGAAAGUUCCAUGUCGGUUUUCAAUGGAACACCUCCCAAACUGCAGAACGGAGAUUGUGCUUCAGAACUUGAAGGGAGAAUGUUGGACUGUAAAUUCAAUUCCGACUGUAAAGGUACAAACGCUGCACACAUUCUGCGGAGGAUGGUCGGCAUUUGUCCGAGAGAAUGACAUCCAUAUGGGAGAUAUCUGCAUAUUUGAGCUCGUUGGGAAAUAUGAAAUGCGUGUACAUAUAUGUGCAAUUGGGAAGAAGGGUUUAGAUUACCAAAAUGGGAUAACUCCUAAAGAGUCGGAUAUCCUUGCAUCCUUGACAAGCUAGAGACCUUUGGUGUGAAACACUGUAGGAAAGAUUACUUUUUGCCUAAUACAAGGUGAGGGGCUUGACGUUUCGCUGGAAGAUAACGAAACUUGAGUACAUGGGAUCUGAAAAGGAACACACAUCAAUGUUAUGGAGAAGUACUUAAAAGUAGAUUAUCAAACAUUUGACUAGGUUGGACAUAUGCUUUCAGUAGCUUAGAUGUUUUGUUGUUGGCAUUGUCUGAGCACUCUUGUUGAGACUUUGUGUUGUAUAAGUACUGCCAGAAAAGCUUCUUAUUUUCUUCAUGUUAUA